Neodiprion virginianus is the source of this 1203-nucleotide messenger RNA. RefSeq lists its product as uncharacterized. The transcript has 5 exons. Bases 1 to 1203 code for a protein of 400 amino acids. The record is from RefSeq and is a predicted model, not a curated record. NCBI's taxonomy places the organism in Eukaryota, Metazoa, Arthropoda, Insecta, Hymenoptera, Diprionidae.
AUGCGGUAUCUAUGGAGCGUUAAUCCAGGACAGGACCCGGAGUGCCAAGCCUACCGAUUACGAGUCUUGGAAGUUAAGACUCACCAAGUAAAGGACCUCGACAUCCAAAACUACGAAGCGUUAGUCCUGGUAGUUGAAAUCCAGCAGGUAAAGGAACUGAAGAGCCAGAACUAUGAAGCGUUAGUCUUGGUAGUUGAGAUCCAGCAGGUAAAGGACCUGGACAUCCAAAAUUACGAAGCGUUAGUCCUGGAAGUCGAAAUCCAGCAAGUACAGGACCUGGACAUCCAAAACUACGAAGCGUUAGUCCUGGUAGCUGAAAUCCAGCAGGUAAAGGACCUGAAGAGCCAGAACUACGAAGCGUUAGUCCUGGUCGUUGAGAUCCAGCAGGUAAAGGACCUGAAGAGCCAGAACUAUGAAGCGUUAGUCCUGGUAGUUGAGAUCCAGCAGGUACAGGACCUGGACAUCCAAAAUUACGAAGCGUUAGUCCUGGAGGUCGAAAUCCAGCAAGUAAAGAACUUGAAGAGCCAGAACUAUGAAGCGUUAGUCCUGGUAGUUGAGAUCCAGCAGGUACAGGACCUGGACAUCCAAAACUACGAAGUGUUAGUCCUGGUAGUUGAAAUCCAGCAGGUAAAGGACCUGAAGAGCCAGAACUAUGAAGCGUUAGUCCUGGUAGUUGAGAUCCAGCAGGUACAGGACCUGGACAUCCAAAAUUACGAAGCGUUAGUCCUGGAAGUCGAAAUCCAGCAAGUAAAGAACUUGAAGAGCCAGAACUAUGAAGCGUUAGUCCUGGUAGUUGAGAUCCAGCAGGUACAGGACCUGGACAUCCAAAACUACGAAGCGUUAGUCCUGGUAGUUGAAAUCCAGCAGGUAAAGGACCUGAAGAGCCAGAACUAUGAAGCGUUAGUCCUGGUAGUUGAGAUCCAGCAGGUACAGGACCUGGACAUCCAAAAUUACGAAGCGUUAGUCCUGGAAGUCGAAAUCCAGCAAGUAAAGAACUUGAAGAGCCAGAACUAUGAAGCGUUAGUCCUGGUAGUUGAGAUCCAGCAGGUACAGGACCUGGACAUCCAAAACUACGAAGCGUUAGUCCUGGUAGUUGAAAUCCAGCAGGUAAAGGACCUGAAGAGCCAGAACUAUGAAGCGUUAGUCCUGGUAUUGAGAUCCAGCAGGUACAGGACCUGGAUAUCCAAAACUACGAAGCGUUAG